Messenger RNA from Pygocentrus nattereri (red-bellied piranha), 5069 nucleotides. It is a transcript of the gene nrg2b, whose product is annotated as neuregulin 2b. The transcript has 11 exons. The record is from RefSeq and is a predicted model, not a curated record. Gene Ontology annotation, biological process: intracellular signal transduction; animal organ development; nervous system development. Bases 311 to 2431 code for a protein of 706 amino acids. Gene Ontology annotation, molecular function: signaling receptor binding. NCBI's taxonomy places the organism in Eukaryota, Metazoa, Chordata, Actinopteri, Characiformes, Serrasalmidae.
UGCGUGUGUGUGUGUGUGUGUGCGCGUGUGUGCCCCCCUUCCCCCUUUACCCCCUCCAACCACCCUCCUCCCCAUCCCCUCCGCCCCCGUGCACGCACCGCAUGGGGAAGAAAGCGGCGCGCGCGGACGGCAUGGACACUUGCGCGAGCCCGCUCGCACCGCCCUCCCGUCCCCGUCCCCGUCGCCCAGCUCCGUCGUCCUCCUCCUCUCCCUCCUCCUCCUUUUCCUCCUCCUCCUCCCGCUCCGCGCCCCUCGAGAGCACUGCAGCAGCACCACCGCGAGCGGCCGCCCCCGGGCCCCAGCAGACGGCAUGAGGAGGCUCGCGCCGGUGCACCUCUCCGCGCUGCUCGCCGGCCUCUCCUUCGCGUGCUACGCCCCGACGCUGGACUCGGCGCGCGAGCUGGCGCACCGCUCGGCCGUGGUGAUCGAGGGCGAGGUGCGCGCGCGGCCUGAGCCGUACAGCGUGCGCGUGCGGGUGCUGGACGUGUGGCCGCGCAAGAGCGGCGGGCUGGAGCGCGAGCAGCUCGUCACCGUCGGCGGCCUGGGCUCGGACGCGCAGCCGUGCGCUGCGGCGCUGGAGCAGAACCGCAGCUACGUGUUUUUCAUGGACCCCACAGAGGAGCCGCUCGUGUUCCGAGCGUCCUUCGCUCCGCUCGAGACCGCGGAGAAGAGCGUGAAAAAAGACGUGGAGAGUGUGCUGUGUGAAGACUGCGCAUCAGCUCCAAAAGUGAAGGCCAUGCGUUCUCAAUGGGUGUGGGAGGGUGACCGUGUGACCCUGAAGUGUGAGGCCCAGGGCAACCCCAGCCCGUCUUUCCGCUGGUUUAAAGACGGCAGUGAACUCCGCAAGAGCAAAGACGUCAAAAUCAAAACCAACAAGAAAAACUCAAAGAUUCAGAUCAGCCGAGUGAGACUGGAAGAUUCUGGGAACUAUACGUGCGUAGCUGAAAACUCGCUGGGCAAGGAGAACUCCACCAGCUACAUCAACGUCCAAAGCAUAACAACCACGCUGUCUCCGGGCUCCAGCCAUGCCAGGAAGUGCAAUGAGACGGAGAAGGCAUACUGUGUCAACGGUGGUGACUGUUAUUUCAUACACGGUAUAAACCAGCUGUCCUGCAAGUGUCCAAAUGACUAUACUGGUGAUCGCUGUCAAACCUCCGUUAUGGCCAGUUUCUACAAGCAUCUUGGAAUUGAAAUUAUGGAGGCAGAGGAGCUGUACCAGAAGCGGGUGCUGACAAUAACAGGCAUUUGUGUGGCUCUGCUGGUAGUUGGCAUCGUGUGUGUUGUGGCAUACUGCAAAACCAAGAAACAGAGAAAGAAAAUGCAAAAUCACCUGCACCAGAAUAUGUGUGUAGAGCACCCCAAUCGAAUGCUAGCCAACGGACCCAACCACCCUGGUCCUGGUCCUGGCCCAGAGGAGAUCCCUAUGGUCGACUAUAUCUCUAAAAAUGUCCCAGCCACUGAGCGAGUAAUACGACAUGGAACAGAGACAUCUGGCAACUUCUCGGGUAGCCGAAUGUCAUCCCGGUCCCACCACUCCUCUACUGCCUCUCACGCUUCCAGUCACCGGCACGAGGAGAGGACAUGGAGUAUGGAGCGGUCAGACAGCAUGAACUCUGACUGCCACUCGGGGGCACUGUCCUCCUCAGUUGGCACCAGUAAAUGCAGCAGUCCAGCCUGUAUGGCCCGACGGGCAGCACACUGUGGCUAUUCUGAGCCUUCGCGGCGCCCCCUGCAGUACGGAGACUCUUAUGACUCUUUGCGGGACUCGCCUCACAGCGACAGGUACGUGUCAGCGCUGACCACGCCUGCCCGCCUGUCUCCAGUGGACUUCCACUCCUCACUGCCCCAGCAGGUGCCUACCUUCCAGAUCACCACGCCCAAUGCCAGCCACGCCCUCAGCCUGCCGCCUGCAGCCGCAGUGGGCUCGUACUCACCCGACGACGACCAGCCGCUGCUGCAGCGCUACCGCCGUUCACGCCGGCCCUACUGCGGAGCAGAGAGCACGGGCUCACUGCCAUCCAGCCCCUACCGUUUUGCGGACGAUGAGGACUACGAGACCACGCAGGAAUAUAUGUCGUCCCGUGAACGGCCAAAGAAGAUUGGCAGCGGCCGACGGUGGCACAGGAGGUCGCGGCUAAACGGACACAUUUCCCAGCGCGCCAAGGGCCCCAGAGACUACAGCUCCCAGAGCUGUCUGUCGGACAGCGAUUGGGACGGGGAGGAGGAUGAGGAGGAGAUAGGGGACUUGGGGCAUGGAGAGAGCACGCCCUUCCUCAGCAUGCAGAACAUGACCAUCACCGAGCCGGCCACCAUCUACCGGCCCAAUGAUACACGGACAUACAUCAACACAGCGCGGGGUGGAUCCCGUGCAAACACGCAAACUAGCAAACUGUCGCAGUCUCGGUCCAAACCGGACAAUGCACCCCUUUAAAGAAAAGGAAAAAAAAGAACAGCAACAAGGAUGCUGAAACAUAGGAGAGAGAGAGAGAGAAAAAAUGAUAUGCUAUAGACCUGCACCUAUAAGAAAUAUUUUUAUUUUAUAUAACAGACAGAUAUUCUAAACAAAUGAAAUAUUUAUUUUCAUUUCAGCAAAAAUUGUCUACUAGCUAGCAGCAAAGACUUUUUUAUAGGGGGAAAACUAUUUAUAUGUAAUUCCUUUUUUUGGUUUACAGCAUUACGAAGAAGAAUCACGUGCCAAUUUUUUCACAACUUAGAAAUAGAAUAAUAUUGUGGUGCCUUUUGCUGUAUGCCGACGAGGGAGGUUCCAUUGAGUUUUUGUAGCCUUUCUUAAAAUGGACUCCUGGGUUUUAUAUAGACAUGUUUGUCUCCUUUUUCUUUUCGGUUUAUUUGUUCAGGAUCUCCCCAUUCGAACUGUGAUAUGAUUCAGACAUCAUGCAAUAUGGUAAUCACUUUUACAUAAAAGGUGUUUGUUUACAUGAGUAGGGGUUCAUACACAUACGGUCGUUUUUCCCUGGCCAUACAGAGUUGCAAUCGACAUGCUUCCUGUUUGAGACAGGAAAAGGCUUGUCUGUGAGGGGUCAUUCUGUUCUCUUGUUAGCAUUAUGUUUUCCCCCGUGGUCAUCACAUGUUGUUUCCAUGGAAACACAGGUAUGCAGGAGUUCAUAGGGCACGGUACGGUGUCAAGGUACCUGCCCCGGUGUUCAGGGUUCUCAAAAUGGAAGUGUGUGUACGUCCAAUGAAUGUGUUUUCUCACCAGUGUGUGGUGAGAGAGUCUGAGUCAGUGUAUGUUGUACUGUCUAUGUGUACAUGUGAAAGAAUUGCCCAGUCUAAAUCUCUGGUCUUGUCUGUUCUUGCAGAUGCGCAGAGAAAGUCCUUAGGACUUAAGGGCCGUCUAAUUCUACAUUCAUCUGGGCUGUUCUGCGAAAUUUCUGUGAACUUCCAGAAAGGCUGCUUGGAAUGCAGACUUCAGCAGUUUUGGUAGUUACCCAAAAUUUAUAGCAAUGCGCAUGUAAUAAAAAAAUGAAACGGGACACGUUCCAAAAAUAAUAAAUAAAUAAUAGACAAUAAUAUAACAACAAAUGAAGAAUGGCUCCAAAUUAACUAACACACAAUUUAUGUGCAAAUGUGCAGAUUUGGUGUCAAUAUUAACCUAGAAGUGGGUCAAGCUGUCCUCUAAUUGGCAUAUUUUAUACGCCUGCAGCCCUGUGACCUUGCAGGGUGGGCAUGAUGACGUUGAGCACUUCAUUGGCCAUUACAGAAUGUAGGUUUAAAGUCCAUGAGACCAAAAUCUGGAGGUUUAGAUCGGGCAGACGAGUAGGGCUGUGUUUGUGUGCUCAUUUUAGAGAGUAUGUGCCAGCCUGUUGUGUGAAGAAGUAGUUUAUGUGUUUUGCAUCAGCCUAAAAGGUUAGUGUGCGUAUGGCUGUGAUCUCUCUAAUAGAUUUCGGAUUUGUCAAAGGGGAGCUGUCUAUGGUUCCAUUAAGUUGGCUUUAAGUUUAAAGAACAAUGUUAACAAUGGUUGACAAAAACAAACAACAACAAAAAAAAUAAAAUAAAAAAAAUAAACUGGGAAAGACAUGCUGGUGAUUUUGCCACUCCCCAGUGGUGAAAUGAGCUCAUUGCACUGUAAUCUUCCUUCCAUGUGUAGUCAUUGGCCGCUGAGCUGCCUGCGGAGGAACCAAUCCAGCCUGAUUCUAGCCUACAAGGACCCACAUCCCCCGUUAGCUCACACGCUCCUGUUCCUAUGCCAGCAGCUUAAAGCCGCACUGUGUCUCAGGACUUCCCAUCAAAAAACCACAUUGCCCAUAAACACCUCUCACUCUCAGACCUGACCCGUGGCUUUUCUGGGCUCCUGUGUACUAUGUGGCAGGGGAGAGUGUGGAGAAUGAUGUGAUCAGUUACACCUGUUUGAUUGUGAAACCUGUGGAAAGUCUGUGAUGACCUGGAGUUUUUUUCUUUAGUCCCUUUCCUUUUGCUGUCCCCUCUCUUUUUGGCUGUGUCUUGUAUGCAGUCUGGAGACUUGCAACACAGGUUUGGCAAGUGGAUGAGCUUCUUUAAGUGGAUGGGUUGCGAAAUGAGCUUCUCCUCCUAGUUUCUACCCAACCACAUCGCCUUGAAAACAAACCAAACAGAAAAAAUACACACCCAAAACACCCCCACCCAGCGUCUCCCUCACACACACACACACGCACGCACACACCCACAGAGACAUACACUUACAUACACAUACAGUCACACAACAUACACUUCGUCCUGUGUCUUCACAUCCAAAUCCUAAACACUCAUCUAAAGCUUCUCUUGACUGAGAUUUCUUUCUAUCCUUUUCUCUCUCUUCUCCUUUUUUCUGUUCUUCCUCUGUCUGCCUGUUGAGGCUUCCCUCUCUCUGCAUGUCCUAGUGGUUCUGGUAGAUGGGUGCAUGGUAAACGCAGCAAAUGAGUUGUCUUCACGCGGUGAAAGUGUACUUUUCAUUUUGACAUUCAGCAAUAAAUCCCCUUUUUUUCAUGUCCAUUCUUGACUUGGAAUAUGCUAGAAAUUUUUGCAAGUUUUCUCAAAAAAAUAGUACUUGUAAAAAAAAUCAAACCACUUGUUCAUAUGGAAAAAAUAAAUUUAUU